This is a messenger RNA of Megalops cyprinoides (Indo-Pacific tarpon), 3926 nucleotides long. Its product is annotated as kinesin-like protein KIFC3. Gene Ontology annotation, biological process: microtubule-based movement. Gene Ontology annotation, molecular function: microtubule motor activity; ATP binding; microtubule binding. The record is from RefSeq and is a predicted model, not a curated record. Lineage: Eukaryota; Metazoa; Chordata; Actinopteri; Elopiformes; Megalopidae. The transcript is spliced from 19 exons. The coding region runs from base 554 to 3343 and encodes 929 amino acids.
UGGAUUGCCUCAUUGUAGCAGCCAGCUCUGUCGGCAGCACAGUGCAAGGAUGAUGCUGCAGCUGAGAGGAGAUGAGGUGUGUGGGAAUUCUGACAUUGAGAGGGGGAAAAUGUAAAGGGAACGCGGGGCGGAGAGCGAACGGCGGGAGGAAGACCAGUCCCGUGUGGAGACGUUUGGAGACGGUGUUGCAGGAGCUUACGGGGCGACGGGGGAAAGAACCGGUGAAAUCGGAUCAAUGUUGUUUUUUAUCCACUGAAACGAGGUGGGGAACAAAGGGUUGACCUUCACAAAGAUUUGAUGAGGCAAAAAGAUUCAUAUUCACCAGGCUGUCAAUGGUGGUAUUGGUCAGCGUUUCGUCCAUUUGAAGAAGACGGGGAUUUCAGAAUUGGUGCUCCUGAGAGUGUUCCCUGAGAGGAAUUGAGGAAGCUGGGAAGGAGGUUUGCCAAUCACCUCUUCUCUCAGCACCCCUAAUCAGUGCCUCCUGUUAAAGCGCGGAUCUCGCUUGAUGUGCUCAUUCCUGCGGUCUCCUGAGUGGAUCUGAACGCGUGUGGAGAUGUAUGCCUUCUACUCCCUCCUAGUCUACAUUUUCUACACCGUCUUCAAGAAGGAGGAGGAGGCAGCCCUUGAGGGGGAGGAGCCAGGUGGAGCUACAGCUCAGGAACCUGGGCAUGUUUCCAUGGAAACAGGGAGCAGGAGGAAAAAUGGCCACACCCCCAGUAUGAGGAGAAGGGGCUGUGGCAGACAGACUGACUCUGGCAGCAGUAGCAGUGAUAGUGAUGGCCUGUCACUCAGUGAUGAAGAUGAGGGUGGUGAUGAAGACUUUUUGGAGAUAGCUAGCACCCCUCUGGCUGCUUUCCUGUCCUUCAAGCAGGAAGCAGAGAAGAGGAGGGCUUCCAAUGUCCAGGAGGCUGCAGGAAAGGCGCCCGAGUCUCCGCUGGUGGCUGUGAUGUCUCACCUGCUGAGCUUCCUGGAGCAGUACUCCCACCUGCAGCAAAUGCAGCAGCAGGCGGAGCAGUACCGGCACCAGCUGCGGCGACACCGGGUGCAGCACCGCCGCCAGCUCAAGGCCCUGCGUGCCUCCUACCGCCAGCGGCUGCGGGACAAGCGCAGCGUCAUCGAGAGCCUGGAGGAGGUCAUCACACAGCAGCAAAGCUCCCCGCAGGGGCCUGAGGGUGAGUGUGGCCCUGCCCCAGGUCCCAAGGGGGGCCUGCACAAGCUGGUGGAGUCUCUGUGUGGACUGCAGGGGGAGAGGAGCCAGCUGAAGGGGGAGCUCCACUCACUGCACACCCAGCUGGAGCAGAAGGACCAGGACCGGCACUCUCGCGUCCAGGCCUUCCAGCAGCAGAUUGAAGAGCUCAAGCACUGCAUCAAGGAAAGAGAGGAGGAGCUGGCCAAACUGAGAACUGAAUCUGGAGUGACAGACUCGGAGAAGCGAGUGCUUUGCCUGUCAGCUGAGAAUGAGAGUCUGAAGCAGAGCCUGAGUGUGACCCAGGGCCUCCUGCAGCAGCUGUCCGUCAUUCCCUCCCAGUCCAGCUCUGUGCUCAUCCAGGAGAACGAAACGCUGCGGAGCCGGGUGCAGCAGCUGGAGAGCUCGCUGCAGCAGCGGGGGGAGCAGCUGUCCCGUCUGGAACACAGGAGCGAGCAGGCCGAGUGGAGGCGCGGGGAGGAGCUGAGGAGGAGGGAGGAGCGGCUGAGGGAGCUGCAGCUGGAGCUGGACAAGGAGCGCAGCAAGGAGCCGCUAGUCAAGUAUGUUACUCAGACAGUGGAGGUGGAAUCACCUGCAACAUUAAGACAACUGGCUGAGGCCAGGGAUGGGAAUGAGCGAUUGGCUGACAAGCUGUCCAGCCAGAACGAGAAGUGCAGGCACCUGGAAGGGCUUCUCAGGCGUUCAGACGAGGUCACCGCUAACCUGCAGCAUAAGAUUGCUGCCUAUGAGGUGGAGAUCGGGAAGCUCCGGGAGGAGCUGCUGAGAGAGAUCGGGCACCUGGAGGAGCGGAAGGAGGAGGCCGUGAAGGCUGCAGCUGAGUGCUCCGAGCAGCACCUGCAGAACCUGCAGGAACAGUUCACAGCCCUGCAGCAGCGUCUGGCAGCCCUGCCUCCCACCCUGCGCUCCAUGAAGACCGACUACGCCAGCCUGCGCAGCCAGGUUCGCAACUUCUCCGACUUCUACGGAGCUGCCAUCGUCGAGGCCAAGAAACAGCUUUCAGCUGUAAUCAGUGAGAUGUCUGAGGCCAAUAAGGACCUACUUGAGAAGUACAGGAAGGAAGUGGCUCUGCGCAGGAAGUACCAUGAGCAACUGGUGGAGCUCAAAGGUAAUAUCCGCGUGCUGUGUCGCGUGAAACCUGUUCUGAAGGAGGACCAGCAAGAAGAAGGGCAGGCAGUGGUCGUGACAACGGACCCCAACAACGAGUCAGCCGUCACUGUGCUGAGCAAAGGCAAAGGGCGCACAUUUGAACUGGACAAGGUCUUCCACCCACAGGCUACACAAGAGGAGGUUUUCCAGGAGAUUGAGCCGCUGGUGACAUCCUGCAUUGAUGGAUAUCACGUCUGCAUUUUUGCUUACGGGCAGACAGGCUCUGGGAAAACCUACACUAUGGAGGGCACUGUGGAGAACCCAGGCAUUAACCAACGAGCCCUGAAGCACCUCUUCAGUGAGAUUGAGGACAGGAAGGACAUGUGGAGUUACUCCAUAAGUGUCAGCUCGGUGGAAAUCUACAACGAGGUUCUUAGAGACCUGCUCAGUAAGGAUGGGGAGAAACUGGACAUCAAGAUCAACCCAGACGGGACAGGCCAGCUGCAUGUUCCGGGUCUCAGGGUCAUCGAGGUCAGGAGCUUCCAGCACAUCAAGAAGAUCCUGGCUGUGGCCCGACGGAACCGCAUCACGUUCGGCACUCAGAUGAACCAGCACAGCUCUCGCUCCCACGCGCUGCUGACCAUCACCGUGCUGGGCACGGACCUCGCCAGCGGCGCCAAAACCACAGGUAAGCUGAACCUGGUGGACCUGGCUGGCUCAGAACGGGUGUGGAAGUCAGGGGCUGAGGGCGAGCGCCUGAAGGAGGCCCAAAACAUCAACCGCUCCCUGCUCGCCCUGGGGGAUGUGAUCCAGGCCCUGAGGGGUCGCCAGACACACAUCCCGUUCAGAAACUCCAGGCUGACCUACCUGCUGCAGGACUCCCUCGGCAAAGGCAAUAAGACCGCCAUGGUGGUGCAGAUUUCCUCUCUGGAGCGGAAUGUGGGCGAGACCCUGUGCUCGCUGAAAUUUGCCCAGCGAGUAUGCAAGGUGGAGCUGGGACCUGCUGCUCGCAAGAUCGAAACUGCAGGCCAGUGUGAAAAUUUCUCCUAAGUCGCCAUCACUGCUGUCUCUGAAGACAAACAGGUCUCCAGGGACUCAACAGCCAACCAAAAAACUUCCAGAAAAACAAUGAACAACUCAACUGUACAUCUAUAAACUGGGUCCUGCACACCUGUUUAAGGGCUAGAGCUGUGGAGGUCUCAAAGAAGAUGUCAGGGUUGUGAUGUGGAUGAAGAUGUGACUGAGCAGUCAAGACAGAGAGAGAAAGAGAAAGAGAAAGAAAGAGAGCGAGAGAGAGAGAGAGAGAGAGAGAAUGCCUGCUGAAGCGCUCUUUGCCUGGACUGAGUUGCAUGCAAGUCUACAGCAUUUUCCCCAGUAAAAGACAACACCCUCAGUGCCAAAACAACCUCUGCCUCACUGAUGUGCUCUUUCUUCGGUGUUGCCUGUAACCAUGGCACACCCUUAACGAGGAAUGGGGUUCCUUUGUGUCCAAGCUGCAGAUGUCAGGGUGACACGUGUGGGGAGCAGACUCCCUUGCAGAGCGACAACUGUCACAGUAUUCAUAUUUGCUAGGUUUGAGCUAUUACAGUAUUUAAUUAUAUGUAAUUUAUCUAUAUUUAACUAUAUAUGUAAU